Rhodamnia argentea is the source of this 1882-nucleotide messenger RNA. RefSeq names its product BRAP2 RING ZnF UBP domain-containing protein 2-like. Gene Ontology annotation, biological process: protein ubiquitination; Ras protein signal transduction. The transcript is spliced from 13 exons. The coding region runs from base 236 to 1636 and encodes 466 amino acids. Lineage: Eukaryota; Viridiplantae; Streptophyta; Magnoliopsida; Myrtales; Myrtaceae. The record is from RefSeq and is a predicted model, not a curated record. Gene Ontology annotation, cellular component: cytoplasm. Gene Ontology annotation, molecular function: zinc ion binding; ubiquitin protein ligase activity.
CUAUUUCAAGCUCAGAAAGCUCGGCCGAAGAAGAAGAAGAUGGCACAGACGCUGGCGACGCCCGUCGCACCGCCGCUCUAUCUCAUCUGCAACCGCGGAGGAAGCUCCGUCUCUCCCUUCUCCACUCUCUCUUUCCCCAUCGCCACCCCUCCCUGGUUUCCUCUGUGGCUUUAUUAGGUUAAAAUAGGAAGAAGAUAUAAAUGCCAAACUUGUCUUCCCACACAAGUAACCGAUCAUGUCAUCAUCGACGAACUCAGCUGCUGCCGGUACAUCACAAGAGGAAAGCUUCCUUCCGCCUUCCCUCCCGGUCCCCGCCGCUGAUCCUGCCUCAACGUCCUCCUCCCUCGGUGGUGGCAUGACUCAGGCCUUUCGUUUCUCCUCCGGGAACCCUAGGAUCGAAGAGACUUGCGGCGUCAUGCACCUCUUCCCCGAUGAUGCCGUCUCCUCCUCCUCUCCCGAUCUCCCGGUUGGACGACAGCCUCUAGUUUGUGUGUUCGGGGUGCCUGAUCACAUGACAUAUGCCGACUUUUGCCAGUUCUGUGCUUCAUUUAUUCAUCAUAUACUGGAGAUGCGAAUUGUCAGGAAUGAUGGGAUGGAAGACCAAUACAGUAUCUUGAUACGUAUGGAUGGGCAGGAUACUACAGAUAACUUCUACCUUUACUUUAACGGAAGGCGUUUUAAUUCUCUUGAAGUAGAGGCUUGCCGUAUUCGUUUCACCGUAGAUAUACAGUACACUGGUUAUAAAGGUUCAGUUGAGCAUCCACAGACUUCUCCAGCGAACAUAAGUGAGCAGCCAUCAUGUCCAGUCUGUCUAGAGAGGUUAGACCAGGACACGAGUGGCAUUCUGACGACCAUCUGCAACCAUUCUUUUCAUAUUUCUUGUAUUUCGAAAUGGAGUGAUUCUUCUUGUCCAGUCUGUCGCUAUUGCCAGCAACAACCAGAGAAGUCAAUAUGUUUUGUGUGUCAAACAUCAGAGAAUCUUUGGAUGUGUGUUAUAUGUGGUUUUGUUGGAUGUGGAAGGUAUAAGGGAGGACAUGCCACAGUACACUGGAAAGAAACACAGCACUGUUAUUCUCUUGAGUUGGAAACUCAACGUGUUUGGGAUUAUGCCGGUGACAACUAUGUGCAUCGGCUUAUCCAAUCCAAAACUGAUGGGAAAUUAGUUGAGUUGAAUUCCCACUGUAUUCACUCUAGAGAUGGUUGUGGAAGUUGCAAAUGUGCCGACUUUGGACUCAAUGAAGCUCUUCUUAGUAGCAAAGUGGAAGUUAUUGUUAAGGAGUAUGACGAUUUGCUUGCCACUCAACUUGAGAACCAGAAAUUAUAUUACGAGACUUUGCUUCAAGAAUUUGAAGAAGAGACUGAAAGGGAAAUUUCUGAAGCUGUUGAGAUGGCUUUGGCCACUAAUAGUAAAGUGCAGAAAAAACAGGCGAAGCUGGACAAGUGUGUCAAAGAGAAGAAAUUUCUUGAAGAACUCAACGAGAAUCUUAUGGCAAAUCAGGAGAUAUGGAAAGCAAAGCUUCUAGAGGCUGAAGAGAGGGAAAGAAAUGCUUUGAGAGCAAAAAAUGAUAAGAUUCAGCAAUUGGAAGAAGAGCUCAAGGACUUGAUGGGGUGCCUUGAAGAAGGUAACUCUAACUGACCAGCUAGUUUAUACCGGAUGGGGUUGAAGAUGGCUCCAAGCUCGCUGAAAGCUUUCUUCAAGAAAUGGUGCUUAGGUGGACUUGGCUGAGCGGUGAUCACAAGUUGGCCAAAAGAAAGGUAAAGGGGUAAUGGUCGUAGGGCGCAUCCGUUGCAAGUGGCUGAUUGCUUUUCUAUGUAUAAUCGGAUAUUUUUCCAGUGGCCCUAGAGAUUAGCGAAACCCCGGUUCUCUACAGAUGAGGGGCAU